Penicillium daleae is the source of this 783-nucleotide messenger RNA. Its product is annotated as DNA polymerase delta catalytic subunit. NCBI's taxonomy places the organism in Eukaryota, Fungi, Ascomycota, Eurotiomycetes, Eurotiales, Aspergillaceae. The transcript is spliced from 4 exons. The record is from RefSeq and is a predicted model, not a curated record. Bases 1 to 783 code for a protein of 260 amino acids.
AUGAACGGCGCUGAAUGCAUGUUCGGACACGGGCAGACGCAAGCUCCCUUUGGCUUCCAAGCCAAUGGCGCACCAGUCCCAUGGGCGGAGAUUUUUUCUCGGCACGAGGCCAUACUCAACUCGCACCUUGAGAUGCUCAGUGCAGUGAAGGGUCAAAUCGCGCCAGACAGCGAAAUGUUCCGGACAGUGUCCUCCAUGGUGACCAAGACGAUCCAAGCGAUGAAUCAGUCUAAAGUUGCUCGAAAGCAAAUGCCCAACCGAAAAUCAUCUGAAAACGUAUUCAAUACUCCCCGCUCCUCAUCCUCCGCACCCAAGAUGAAUGCACAACCCGCCGCCACCCCGCAAUCAACGGAUACAGAGACUAGCAGCCGUAAGAAGAGAUCCAGAACGGAGAAAGUGGACACGGCUAUGCAGUAUCAACCUCCAACGCCAGAAGAUGAUCCCCGAGCUCCCAAACGGCGGCGUGAUCUGGCCGAAGAAGAUGCUCGAAGUACACACUAUGCCUCGUCCGGUUCCCAGGAAACAGAAGACAUAUCCGCAGAAGUUCAGAGACGCCUUAAAAUCAGGGAAGAGAGGCGGCGCAAGAGAGAAAAUUCCAAACCAGAGAAGCGCAAGCGCGAGAGUCUCAUAUCGAAUGACAACGAAUCGCCUGCUGGACCGUAUCACAGGAAGAAGCGUGCACGGCGGAUGAGCUCCGAUCUGAAGAGGCAUGGAGGACCACUGGUAGACAAGGAGACAGACGGGAGCACAAAACGAGUGAAGAAAUCACACAAUGGAGGCUAA